AUGCUCAGUGAAGCCGGUUCGAUGUCAGCCCUUCGCUCCGGGAGCCCAGAGAGCUCGCUCCCCUGUUCGUCAGUCUUUAUCACGGGCCUUAUAAGGCAGCUCGCCGCCUGUAGCCGAGCCCAGGAGCCUCUAGAUGGUAUCUCUAUAACACCGGACGUUGAAGACGACGAAGGAGACACACCGAGAAACCCAUUAUCGCAGCUGCCGGCAGAUGUUGUGGCAAAGGCGAAGCCGUUGGUGCUGACAUUGCACUGUCUGUUCCCAAAUGAGCUGCUUCCAGCUCUUGAUAUCCUCGACCGGGAUCUGAUUACUAGAUACACUAUCAAGCCCCGGAACAGUGGACCCCCGGGAGAGGCCAUAUGCCGUCCAGAGUACGGGGAAGAUGGAGGAGAGAUAGAGGUAUACUGUGGAGAUGACCCGAGGACACAGCGGCAGCAGAGGCGCGAUAUCAACAGAGAAGAUGACUACGAGGGCGAAUGUUUUGAUAGCGAGAUAUAUUUCGUCUUGUCUACAGCUGCGAAGAGGAGACCUGGAGUAGAGGAAGACAAUCACCGGCAGCAACAAGAGAGCGAAUAUCAGGUUUGUCUUGAUGCAUGGAACUGUACAUGUCCCGCGUUUACGCUGGCCACCUUUCGGGAUCUUGAUCCAGAGAUGGAGGAAACGCCGCCCCAAACAGAGGGCGAUGUUGAAUUACUGGUGAGGAAUGAGCCGGUUGAUACCACUACAAAGAGCAAAAACUGGGUGUUUGGUCUUCUCCUUCGGGCUGUUGCUUCAUGCAUGAUUCACCAUCCAUUUGCAAACAUUUACUGGCGUGUACACUUGUAUCCCAGUGUCCAGGUGUAUUUGGUAGCAAAGUACGGAGAUGUGAGAUAG
Molecule: messenger RNA, 873 nt
Organism: Trichophyton verrucosum HKI 0517
Lineage: Eukaryota; Fungi; Ascomycota; Eurotiomycetes; Onygenales; Arthrodermataceae
Exons: 2
Coding region: 1-873 (290 amino acids)
Source: RefSeq, a predicted model, not a curated record